Molecule: messenger RNA, 1197 nt
Organism: Merops nubicus (carmine bee-eater)
Lineage: Eukaryota; Metazoa; Chordata; Aves; Coraciiformes; Meropidae
Product: hematopoietic lineage cell-specific protein-like
Exons: 11
Coding region: 1-1197 (398 amino acids)
Biological process (GO): regulation of actin filament polymerization
Cellular component (GO): plasma membrane; site of polarized growth; actin filament
Molecular function (GO): actin filament binding
Source: RefSeq, a predicted model, not a curated record
AUGGGGAGCAGGGUCCCCCGCAGCCGCUGGCACAGGUCAGCACUGGGCUUUGAAUACAAGGGUGAGGUGGAGAAACACUCAUCCCAGAAAGAUUACUCCAAGGGCUUUGGUGGCCGUUACGGUGUGGAGAGGGACAAGGUGGACAAAGCAGCAGUGGGAUUCGACUACAAGAGCCAGGGAGAGAAGCACAACUCUCAGAAAGACUAUUCUGUGGGCUUUGGUGGGAAGUUUGGGGUCCAGAGGGAUCGUCAGGACAAGAGUGCCCUUGGCUGGGACCAUCAGGAAGAAGUGCAACCCCACACAUCCCAAACAGACUAUGCCAAGGGGUUUGGAGGCCGUUAUGGGGUCCAGAAGGACAGAGUAGACAAGAGCGCUGCUGGCUUUGAUGAGAUGGCAGCUCCUACCUCCUCAUAUGAGAAGGCAAGACCACUGGAGGCAGCUUCCAGCGGCACCAGCAGCCUGCGGUCACGAUUUGAAAGCCUGGCUAAGGCAGCAGAGGAGAGCAGAGGGCAGGCAGAGGGGGAGCGGGCGAGGCGGCCGGCUCGGGAGCGCCAGGCAGCUCGGCAGGAGGAAAUUCCACAGAGAGAGACGGGCCAUACAGACGCAGCCCCAGCCACUGUGCCAGCCAGGGUACCCGUGAGGGCUGCCCAGGACAGGCCCGUGUCACCAGGAGAGCAGAAGGCAAAAAGGGAGGAUGAGGAAACACCACCCACUUUGCCACCAAGGCCAGCAGAUUUGGAUGAGGAGCUGAGCAAGAUCCCCAGCCAGGAUCAGCCCAUCUACAGUGAAAGUCUGGAUGCCAGUGGAGACUAUGAGGAGCUGCUAGAGCCCUCUGACUACUGUGAUGGUGCUGGUGGAGAUGCUGACUAUGAGGAGCUUCCAGCACCUUUGGGAAAGCUGGAUGACAUCUAUGAUGAUGGAGGAGAUGGAGGUGAGGACUAUGAGGAGAUCCUUCCUGAGCAGCCCAACCAGAGCCAGCCUUAUCUGGGGGAAACGGACAAUGUUUAUGAGGUGGAGAGCCCUGGAACCUGUGCAGUGGCUCUCUAUGAUUACCAAGGAGAUGGAGAUGAUGAGAUAUCUUUUGAUCCUGACGACACGAUCACACACAUUGAGAUGGUGGAUGAGGGCUGGUGGCGGGGGCAGUGCCGGGGCAAAGUUGGCCUCUUCCCAGCAAAUUAUGUGAAGCUGCUACAGUGA